AGCAAAUAUUUUUUUUUGGUUGCUUCAGGCAUAAUCCGUCUAAGGCAGCAUCGGACCCGGGAAAUAAAAUGUCAGCUUCCAGCUAUCCUGGCAAAGGUCCCCUGGACUUGUCGCCCGGACUUCCACAUGCUGAGAGAAACGAGCAGUUUUUCCAGAGGCUGGAAAGCACCAUCUGAUAUUUCCCAAAUCACCACGGAGCGCAUGGGCAACGUGUGGAAGUACACUGAUAGUAGUUUAUCUGGAUCUUCCAUAUAUUUUGGUGAAUAUGCAGCUUAUCCGGGAGGCGGCUACGUUGCGCCUUUGGGGCGCCAUUUGAGGAACUCCCUGAUCAAUUUGGAGUACUUGAAGAAGCACAAGUGGCUGGAUAUUCAAACCAGGGCGCUUUUUAUCGAGUUUUUGACCUACAACGCGAACGUGAAUUUGUUCAAUGGAGUGACCGUGAUUUUUGAAAUAAAUGCCGCUGGUCAUGUGAGCAAGGAUUUAAAGGUCCAAACCAGGAAGUUUCUCAUGAUAGACCAGGAUAGAGUGUUUACCAAGAAUGUAGUUUCCACCAUCUUUGUGCUGGCGCUUUUAGUGCUGGCGCUGCGAAUCGCCUACAAGAUCCAUAGGAAGAAAACGUUGUACUUUUACGAUGUUUGGGCUAUUUUGGAUAUUGUUAUUGUGUUCCUGAGCGCCUGCUCGAUUUAUCUGUAUUACGCCAGGCAACAUGCGAUCCAGAUCUACAUCGAUGCGGUAUCUGAGGCCAAGAACAACGAUUUUGUGCAAUAUUUUCAGCUGUUUGCUGCGGAUAAUGUUUUAACCGCAUUGUCAGCUACACUGGUGUUUGUGGCGACGCUUCGCUUAUGGAAGCUACUGAGAUUUAUGAUUAUAGUGAAAGUGGCCGAGAAAACCGUGCGGGAUGCUGGAACUUCCUUGCUCUUGUGCUGGGCCUAUCAACUGUUGCUGGUAGUUGCCUUUUCUGCGACUGGGAUUAUGUUCUUUGGCGGAUACUCCCAGAACUUCAAAAACUUCAAUUCCGCCUUCUCCACGCUGCUGCUGUUGAGCCUGAAUUUGUGCGGCACUCUCGAGUUGAACGAUCUGUACAAACAUCCGCUCGGCAUCGCUUUCUACAUACUCUACAUGCUGGUUUCGUUCUUCUUCAUCAACAUCUACAUUGCCAUUAUCAGCUUGUACUAUGCGGACUCGAAGGACUUUUAUGCGGACGAGCCGCGCUUUAUGCAGAAGUUCGUGCAGCAGAAGUGGAAGUUUUAUAAAAACCUGCUGAUGGUUCGUGGAAGAAAAAUGCGCGGUGGAGAAGACGAGAUCAACGAUGAUCGAAUAAUAAAGCCGAAAUCCGGAGAAAGAUAUCAGGACUGUUUCACAAUUGCGAAAAGUCGACUGGAUGGCAUGGCUUUGGUGACAAUUUGCGUAUUGCGGAACAUGGAAGAACAUCGAUCCAUGACCGAGAAGGAUUUUGAUCUGAUGUCGAAAACUAUUAAAUUGCUGCACGAAGAUGAGUCGACAGACAAACAGGUGUUUUUCACCACUGGCGAUUCGCGGCGCAUAACAUUUGUGGACGAUCGGAAAAUCCAGCAAAUCGCCGAUAUUUGCGAAAACCUAGUCCAGUACUGUAUGCGAAAAACGCGAGUUUCCAGACAUUUGCCCCCAUCAUUGAUUGAUGAACGGAUUUCGCGAAUUAACACAUUGAUUGAGAACAUCAGGAUGAUUGAGAGCGUUUUGGGAAACGUGCAAAUUCGCCAUAAGUGACUGAUUUUGUUUCGAUUUUAUUUUGCAUGGUACAGGCAGAUGUAUUGUUUGUGGCAAAUACAUUAAUGUUUCUCAUACCGUUCAGACAAGCGUGUAAUAAACAGCUCAAUCGAUGAAGCGUCUAUAAAAAUAUACAAAUACAUUUUGAAAUUCUUUGGCGUGAGCGUUAAAAGCUUUGAUUUGGAACCAAUUGUUCUAAUGGAACGAAUCUGGCACAUUCCAGAACGCCACAGGAAAAACCGCACAAAACCUGCCAUUUUAAUUCAUUUAUUUUGAAAAUUAAAUUUAAAUACAAAUAUCGAAAAGACCAAAUAAAUCCACGGGGUUAUUUUGU
Dendroctonus ponderosae (mountain pine beetle) is the source of this 2080-nucleotide messenger RNA. RefSeq names its product polycystin-2-like. The transcript has 8 exons. NCBI's taxonomy places the organism in Eukaryota, Metazoa, Arthropoda, Insecta, Coleoptera, Curculionidae. Gene Ontology annotation, cellular component: membrane. The record is from RefSeq and is a predicted model, not a curated record. Gene Ontology annotation, biological process: detection of mechanical stimulus. Bases 127 to 1746 code for a protein of 539 amino acids. Gene Ontology annotation, molecular function: calcium ion binding; calcium channel activity.